AUCCCGCCUCUGUCACUUCCACCAGCGCUGUCUCCAUGGCCAUUUGCAAGCGCUUUUCCUCGUGCCCAAGCGCACCGCCUUCAGGGCCCCACACUUGCUCGGCCAGGCCCCUUUCACAGCUCCCAGCCCCCUCCCCGGGCUGGAAGGUGACAACCGCGAGAAGAGGGUGACUCUCCGCGGCGGGGGCUUCGGGUGACAUCACAUCCUCUAAGUUCGACCUCGGGCCCGCAGCCGGCCCAAGGGUGCAACUUUCCCACUCCGCGUGCCCUGGUUCCCGGGCGCGGACCCUCGCGCUUGCUUCAGGCUUGGCCCUCGCGGAGCAGCGCACGCCAUGGCCCCGCGGGCGAGCGCCUGGCUGCUGCUGCAGGUGGCCCUGCUGCUCGACGCCUCCGAGGCCCAAGGGAAGAACAACUUCCGAAUGUCGCCCCCGUCGCUGGUGGCGCGGGUCGGCAACAAGGUGACCCUUCGCUGCGAGGUGCUGUUGCCCAACGCACCGCAGAGCUGCUCCUGGCUCUUCCAGCCCCGCGACGUCGCCAGGAGUCCUACCUUCCUCCUGUACCAGUCGGGGCCCCGCACCAAGCUGGCCCCAGGCUUGGACCAGAAGCAGAGUCGAUUCAGCGGCUCGAAGAGCGGUAACACCUACACCCUCACUCUGAACGGCUUCCAACAGCAGGAUGAAGGCUACUAUUUCUGCUCGGUCUCCACCAACAUGAUGCUGUACUUCAGCCCCUUCCUUCCCGUCCGUCUGCCAGACCCUCCCACCACGACGCCCCCUCCGCCUCCCCCAACGCAGGCGCCCAGCGCGCUGUCCCCGUCCCAGAGCCCCGAGACUUGUGUGCUCUCCAAGGGCGGCACAGCAGUCUGGAGUUGGCUGGAUCUCGCCUGCGAGGUCUACAUCUGGGCGCCCCUGGCUGGCACAUGCGCGGUCCUUCUGCUGUCACUGGUCAUCACUAUCAUCUGCCACUGCAGGAACAAGCAGCGCGUUUGCAAAUGUGCUAGGCCCCAAGUCAGAUCUGGAGGCAAGCCGACCCCUGCAGGGAAAGUCAUCUAACAUGGCGCCCGGCCUGUCCGACAGCCACUACAUGACUGCAUACUGAGAUCGUUCCUUGGACAGCAAGUGCUUCUCCUUUGGGUUUUCCAGUCUUUCUUCCUAUGUAUUCAUUCUCAUUAUUAUUUCAGUGGUGGGGGGGGAUGGUGUUACUCUUUCUUCAUGUUAUUUGACAAAAAACCACCAUGCAGUGUCUGCAGUUCACAAGGGUCACAGUACCCUCGCACAUACCUAGUGGGGAAAGGGUAGGAAGCAAGGUUCUGAGAGGCUGGAAUCCACUCCCUUCCACUCGAGUGUGGGCAGCACCCUACAGCUAUCCCUCCCUCGUCAUUCCCGCUACCCACUUGAGCUCAAGUCCCACCCUGAGCAUUCUAUAUAAACCCAGGCCAAAGUGCAUGCAGCCCCUUUUGGAACCUGAAAGCCGGAUUUAUCAGCAUUUAUCAGCACAUAUGACAGUGUUCUUUUCUGUCAUCCAUUUCUGUCCAUGACCUUUAAUAAAUGUAGCUGCUUUCCCCCCACGAUCAAA
Molecule: messenger RNA, 1574 nt
Organism: Chinchilla lanigera (long-tailed chinchilla)
Lineage: Eukaryota; Metazoa; Chordata; Mammalia; Rodentia; Chinchillidae
Gene: Cd8a
Product: CD8a molecule
Exons: 6
Coding region: 332-1051 (239 amino acids)
Source: RefSeq, a predicted model, not a curated record